AGGACUGGCUGUCAUUGCCUUUGGUCUGUGGCUGCGGUUUGGUGGGGUUAUGGCAGAGUUUGCUUCAGACAAAAGAUCCCCGGAGUAUUUCUUCAUGGGACUCUAUGUAUUGGUGGGAGCAGGGGCUCUGAUGACCACAGUUGGAUUAUUUGGAUGCUGCGGAGCAUCGCGGGAAUCUCAAUGUUUACUUGGAGCAUUUUUUGCUUGCUUAUUGGUGAUAUUUGCUGCUGAGAUCACUGCUGGAGUAUUUACCUUUAUAGGCAAGAAAGGGGUAAUACAGGAAGCCCAGAAAUUAUAUGAAGACAUUUAUGACGACUAUAUGAAAAAUCCAGAAAAGGUCAAUGGGACUAUUUAUCGCUACCACUCAGCUCUGCAAUGCUGUGGUAAGGGUAGUACGGAACAACAAAUGGGAUUACCCUGUCCAGAAAACAUCCAGAUGCCAAAGAACUGCCUUGUUGAAAUCCAGAAUGUAAUUGAUGCUUAUCUGCAUUUAGUUGGAAUUGCUGGAAUUGCAAUUGCUGGCAUCACAAUCUUUGGCAUGAUAUUCAGCAUGGUUCUCUGCUGUGCGAUCCGUAAUACAAGAGACAUGAUCUAAAAUUCUCGCUGCACAACUAUGUCCCAGGAGUCCCACACUAAACUUUACAAGAAGCGCUCUUCCUACCCAACUUAAUAAUUGUAAUACAUUUUAUUUAGUGUUUUAACAUACUGAAAAGAAAAUAUCGCAUUAG
Tinamus guttatus (white-throated tinamou) is the source of this 728-nucleotide messenger RNA. The record is from RefSeq and is a predicted model, not a curated record. Lineage: Eukaryota; Metazoa; Chordata; Aves; Tinamiformes; Tinamidae.